Messenger RNA from Sclerotinia sclerotiorum 1980 UF-70, 1404 nucleotides. RefSeq lists its product as hypothetical. Gene Ontology annotation, molecular function: protein binding. The record is from RefSeq and is a predicted model, not a curated record. The transcript is spliced from 3 exons. NCBI's taxonomy places the organism in Eukaryota, Fungi, Ascomycota, Leotiomycetes, Helotiales, Sclerotiniaceae. The coding region runs from base 1 to 1404 and encodes 467 amino acids.
AUGGUUGUUACAUAUGAUCCCGAUGGAGAUUUAGUCCUAGUCCUCUCAAAGGACGCAGCAUGGGAAGACACAGACGAGGAAGAAAAUUCAAAGGAAUCAACAGAACCAGAACCACGAGACUCCCUGGAAAAGAAUGUCCUAACGGACGAAGCUACUGCCGCCAGGGAAGAUGUACAUAUGUUAGUAUCAUCCAAACACAUGAGCCUUGCUUCUCCUGUAUUCAAAGCCAUGCUUCAAGCCAGCCAUUUCAAAGAAGGUCGAGAACUAGCUUUUGCUGGCAAGGUUGAAAUUUCCCUUCCUGAUGACGACCCGGAUGCUUUUGCUAUUUUGAUGUGUAUUAUUCAUGGUCGGACAAGGAGUGUUCCCCGCGAAAUCGAUUUAGAUCUCCUAUCGAGGAUAUCCACUCUGGUUGAUAAGUAUCAAUUACGUGAGGUGGUUGAAAUUAUUUCUGAUAGAUGGAUAUCCCAGCUUGAAUCUGAAAUACCGAAGGAACUUACAGACGAUUUACUCCCAUGGCUUAGCAUUGCUUGGGUAUUUGAAAAAUCAAGUAUCUUCAAAGAGACUACUCGGAUUGCAGAACGACAAAGCAAGGGUAGGAUUGGUGAAGAUAGAGAUGACAUUCCGAUUGCAAAUCGAGUUGGUAAGAAAGUUCCCAUCUCUUCAAGUGUCAAGCACAUGACUAACGAUAGUAAAGAUGCAAUCCAAAAACGAAGACUAGCCGCGAUAACCGACGCCUACUCCAUAGUCGCAACUAUAUUGCAUACUGGCAAACACCACUGCACCGCGCCCCGCAAAUCUUCAUUUGAAUGCAGUGGCAUGGUACUGGGAACCCUUCUCCAGAGUGCCACAAAAUUAGGCAUAUAUCCCGUACCAGAUCUUACAAACACAGAUCUCACAUUCAAUUAUGUAGCCAAUCAGAUCCGAAAAGUUACAGUUAUCGCUCUUUGUGACAGUUUAUCACCAAUCAAGGGGUUUGAGUAUCGUCAUUUGUCUACGCAUGGUGUGAAACAGGUUAUUGAUACCAAACUGGUGAAUAUUGAAAAGAGAUUGUGUGGAUUGAAGAUGGAGGAUUUUAAGAAGGGAAAGAGAGCACAAGCGAAGCUUAAUCUCCCGGAAACAAUAAAUUUAUCUGUCAAUUUGUUAGCCUGUAGGGUUAUCGUUAUCCCUUGGAGUUUCGUGAUCUUGUAUGGGGCCCUCAGGGCCGGGGAGAGGGUAGUGUCGAGGGCAUAUAUCCGUGAAAAAGCUAUUGGCUUUCGUCCAUCUUGCGAGCAGCUCCGCUCCUUCGAAUGUCCCACAGAGGCAGAGAGAGUUCCUUGGGGUUUUUUGGUGAUGAGUGUAUCUCCAAUUCUCUGUAUGUCUGAGGGAUCACCGUCGACCAUAGCUUGUCUAUUGCUUUUUGCCUGA